Molecule: messenger RNA, 942 nt
Organism: Talaromyces proteolyticus
Lineage: Eukaryota; Fungi; Ascomycota; Eurotiomycetes; Eurotiales; Trichocomaceae
Product: putative mitochondrial dicarboxylate carrier
Exons: 4
Coding region: 1-942 (313 amino acids)
Biological process (GO): mitochondrial transport; phosphate ion transmembrane transport; oxaloacetate transport
Cellular component (GO): mitochondrial membrane
Molecular function (GO): sulfate transmembrane transporter activity; succinate transmembrane transporter activity; oxaloacetate transmembrane transporter activity
Source: RefSeq, a predicted model, not a curated record
AUGGCAGUUGGCACCAGUGUCCACGCGGAGGUAACGCCUCUUGCACCUCAACAACAGCGCAAACCCAAGCCUGCCGUCAAAAAAAUCCACUACCCGUUCUGGUUCGGCGGCUCAGCCUCAUGCUUUGCCGCCGCGGUCACGCAUCCAUUGGAUCUCGUCAAGGUCCGCUUACAAACGCGUGCUCCCGGAUCUCCAAAGUCCAUGCUGGGCACGUUCGUGCAUGUUUUUAAGAAUGGUGGUAUCCUGGGACUAUACAGUGGCCUUUCCGCAGCCAUUCUGCGACAGAUGACCUACUCAACAACUCGGUUCGGUGUCUACGAGGAGUUGAAGUCCCGCUUUACCAGUCCUGAUGCGCCUCCGGGUUUGCUCAGUUUAUUAUGGAUGGGCUGCUUCUCUGGGUUUCUCGGUGGCAUCGCUGGUAACCCCGCUGACGUCCUCAACGUGCGCAUGCAGUCCGAUGCAGCUUUGCCUCCUGAGCAACGACGAAAUUAUAAAAAUGCCGUUCAUGGCUUGAUUCGCAUGACUCGCGAUGAGGGUGUCACGAGCUUGUUUCGUGGUGUUUGGCCGAAUUCUACACGAGCGGUGCUCAUGACCGCUUCUCAGCUUGUCACGUACGACAUAUUCAAACAGAUGUGCACUGACCGCUUGGGUAUGCCUGAUAGUCUGUCGGCGCAUUUUACAGCUUCAAUUGCAGCUGGCUUCGUGGCUACCACCGUUUGUAGUCCCGUCGAUGUCAUCAAGACCCGUGUUAUGAGCGCGUCUCCUGCCGAGAGCAAAAGCGGUAUCAUGCAUUUGCUCAAGGAAAUAUACCGCAAAGAGGGCGUGUCCUGGAUGUUCCGAGGCUGGUUGCCGUCGUUCAUGCGCCUUGGUCCUCAUACCAUUGCAACAUUUCUAUUUUUGGAAGAACAUAAGAAGAUAUAUCGCAAGAUUAAAGGGUUAUAG